AUGGACUGGGAGACUUCAGUCAACUCUUCUGCUCCAGAUUCUUCUUCAGCUCCGUCCUUGUCCCAAUCUUCCCCUUUCUUCUCCUCUUCCUGCUGCAACUCCUCUCGCCCCGUCUUCUCGUCCUCCCCGUUCUCGGUCUCGUCCUUCUCCGGACUCGACCUCCUGUUCAGUCUGAAGAUCCUCUUCAUCCCUCUCUACUCGGCCGUGGUGCUGAUCGCGUGCUCCGGCAACCUCCUGCUGCUGUUCCUCAUCUGGAACAACAAGAAGAGACACAACACGACUAACUUCCUCAUCAGCAACCUGGCGCUGGUCGACCUGGUGAUGUGCGUCUUCUGCGUCCCUCUGACGGCGUCCUACGCCUUCGACCAGCGUGGGUGGGUGUUUGGAUCCUACAUGUGCCACUUUGUCACCGUCAUGCAGUCUGCAGCCGUCUACGCAGCCGUCCUGUCCCUCAUGGCCAUCGCAGUGGACCGCUACGUUGUUGUGGCUUAUCCCAUCCGGAAAAGAGCAGGUUGCCAGUUCUGCUGGGGCCUGGUGCUCCUGAUCUGGCUGGCCUCUCUGGCCUUAUCCACACCUACAGCGCUGCACACCGUGUAUCUGGACCUGAGGGCGGCGGGCCUGCAGAUGGCCGUCUGUGAGGAGUUCUGGGAUGGCCAGGAGCGAAGCCGCCUCAUCUACUCCUGCUUCAUCCUCUUCUUCUCCUACUUCGUCCCACUGGCCGCCGUCUCCAUUUCCUACUGUGCUAUUUCCCGUCAGCUGAAGCGGAGAACCAAGUCGGGUCUGACGGCGUGUCCGGAGCUGAGAUCUGCACGAGCCACCUGGAGCAGACGGAGGAGGAAGACCUUCUGCCUGCUGCUGGUGUCCGUCCUCUGCUUCGCCUUCUCCUGGCUCCCCUUACAGGUGGUGAACCUGAUCCGUGACCUGGACACAGACUUCUCCAUCUUAGGGAAGAACUACAUCAAUGUCAUCCAGGUCUCCAGCCACCUGUUCGCCAUGAGCUCCGCCUGCUACAACCCCUUCAUCUACGCCUCGCUGCACGACAAAUUCCUGUCCUACCUGUGCCACGCCGUCCUGUCCCGGAGGAGAGGGAAGGGAAAAGACGGGGGUCAAGGCUCAAGCAUCCUCACCAUGUCUCACCGGAUGCUGCGCCUGCAAACCUCCACCACCGUGGUGGCAGAUCUACCGGGAGCCGUGAUAAAUAAUCUCUUCCCCCAAGAAAACUAA
Stegastes partitus (bicolor damselfish) is the source of this 1224-nucleotide messenger RNA. It is a transcript of the gene prlh2r, whose product is annotated as prolactin releasing hormone 2 receptor. NCBI's taxonomy places the organism in Eukaryota, Metazoa, Chordata, Actinopteri, Pomacentridae. Gene Ontology annotation, cellular component: neuron projection; plasma membrane. The transcript is spliced from 2 exons. The coding region runs from base 1 to 1224 and encodes 407 amino acids. The record is from RefSeq and is a predicted model, not a curated record. Gene Ontology annotation, molecular function: neuropeptide binding; neuropeptide Y receptor activity. Gene Ontology annotation, biological process: G protein-coupled receptor signaling pathway.